AUGGCAUUUGAAACAUUUGGUGGUUCUUUAAAGAAUUUUACAGCCAACGAAUUAGGAGCUUUCACAGUGUCAGCAGUGAUAGCAAGUCUUAAAAAAAAGGUUCCAAUCAAUUCAGUAUUCUUUGGAAAUGUUUUACAAACCGAUAAUACAGCUCCAUAUCUAGCUCUUCACGUAGGUUUAAGGGCUGGUUUACCGAUCGAAAUACCAGCUUUAACUAUAAAUCGACUAUGUAGAUCUGGUUUUCAAGCUCCGAUCCAAGAUGGGGAGUCAGAUUUGGUCUAG
Messenger RNA from Racocetra persica, 282 nucleotides. NCBI's taxonomy places the organism in Eukaryota, Fungi, Glomeromycota, Glomeromycetes, Diversisporales, Gigasporaceae. The record is from the annotation of a GenBank genome assembly.